Molecule: messenger RNA, 2121 nt
Organism: Laccaria bicolor S238N-H82
Lineage: Eukaryota; Fungi; Basidiomycota; Agaricomycetes; Agaricales; Hydnangiaceae
Exons: 1
Coding region: 1-2121 (706 amino acids)
Source: RefSeq, a predicted model, not a curated record
AUGAAUCGGCGUAGAAAGUCAUCCAUUGACCAAGACAUUACCGUAGUCAAAGCCCAACUCGACAUCUUACGCAGGCGCGAAGCAGAGUAUCAGACACUCUUGGACGGCAUCCGGAGGCUCAUGGACACAGUCCAUGAUGAGAGAGUGGCACUCGAAACGAAGGAAAUAUGCCUAGACGCUCAGAAGAAACCUAUCAACUGGCUUCCGACCGAACUUCUAGUGGAUAUAUUUGUGGAAUGCACUACACUCCGGGGUCGUGAUGAUCAGGCCUUUUGCAUCGAUGACGUGCAGCAUCACCCACCAGUGGUCGUUUCCCAUGUGUGCCAACGUUGGCGCUGCGUAGCGCUCGCCACCCCGCGCCUUUGGUCUCAGAUUUCCUUUCAAGAUUACUCGUGGAACCCACGCCGGGGUCGAAUUUUUACGGCUCGAUCCCGGGGUGCUUUGUUGGAUCUCCAGUACUCCAGCUCUACGGAUAUCACGCUUAGCGAAGAAGCUAAGCGUGUGGAUUACCUCCUUACCGAAUUGGUCGCCGAUGUCCCCCGUAUCCGCUCCCUACUUUUCCGAUGCAAAGCUCCACAAUCCCUAGAAAUGGUGAUCAAGACGCUGGUCUGUCCAGGCAAUAAAUUUUCCCAGCUACAGUCUCUCGACCUCUGCGCCAUAAUUCCAGGUCCUGCUUACUCGAAUACUAUACCCCUUCUGUCGAGGGACCAUCUCAAAGAUAAGCCAGUCGAGCAAGCGGAGAACGAGGACGAUUCCGCUCGGAGAUGGAGCGGAUUGCACCAUCUUGUUCUGGAGGAAGUCCCCCUUCUCAAUCUUCCAAAAUACUUCCUAGUUAAUCUUAGAUCAUUGGUCCUCGUGUUCUGCCCUCGGAAAAACUUACCGAUGAGAAGAACAGCAUACCUUUUGAAAAUGUCGUACAUGUGCCAAUUCCUCUCUCUUACCCCCCGUUUGGAAGAGCUUACCCUGAACAACACCGUGCCUUUCUUCGAUGUCAUGCUUUCAAAAGACGCUGGUGAUCUCCCUCCUGACGAGGAAUCCCAUUUGAUACCAACGCCUCCUGUCAGGCUCGAUCAUCUGAAGAUUAUUGAUUGGAGUUAUCCGUAUGCUGCAGAUGUCCACCGAUUUAUGUCAUUUCUUGACGUUCCAAGAUUGGAAAAGUUUGACCUCCAAGUGGAGGAGCUUCCUCCCAAGCGAAGCGACAUGCUUCUUUGGCGAGGAUAUCAAAGCACGUCUCCACCGGCGAGUUUAGCCUUACCAAACGUCGUAGAUUUCCCAUCACUCCGUGACCUCAGUCUCCAAUGCGCUGGCGAAGAGCCUGCCGUUGCGGUCGUGCGGAAAUUCACCUUCCCAGUUCUGGAAAAAAUUGAGUUGGCUAACAUCGACACCGCGGCACAGUCGCUACAGGGUGGAGAGAUAUCUCCACCCAUCUUGCCGCGGCUGGAAUCCAUUCUCCGCGAUCCUCGAUUACCCCAUCUGACCCACCUGACCCUAUCCCGCUUCACCAUCUCACCGGAGUACGGAAGGGCAGACGCAUUGUUGGGUUACAUGCCUGUCCUCGUCUCCCUCUCUCUUGACGCAUGUGGAAGAGUGGAAAGGCUGAUGAAGGGGCUGGAGGAGAAGAUCGUCGGAGCCAUUAAGGCCCCACCACAGGGGGCAAAUCCGACUAAGCCUAGGCGUGGCGUCAAGGUUUGCCCUCGACUUGAGGCCUUGUCAUUUUGGGGCUGCCAUGAUCUGGACUUUGCAAGCGUGCUUGCUGUUGUGCAUUCCAGGAAUAGGCCCUAUGUCCGCGAUGCUGAGGACCCCCCCAAAAAUCCGGGUGGUCCCCAAGAUAAAGCGGCUAACCCUGUCACGGGGGUAUCGGGAAGGGGAAAAGGCGCGGAGAAGAAAGAGGAAGUAUCUAUGGGCAGGCAGAUUAGACCUCUUCGUAAGCCUCAGGGACACAGCGCCUCAGCUCAGAUAACUGGGGGAACCUUCGCCCCAUCAAGCAAUAUAGUGUCGACACUUAUUGCUGCACAGGAGGCCUUUCAGCCAGCGCACAUCUUGUAUGUCCGUAUCAAGGACUGUAAACUCAUCACCGAGGCAGACGCGCUUUCGUUAAAAGACCUCGGCGUCGCUGUAUGA